Messenger RNA from Phyllotreta striolata, 1182 nucleotides. NCBI's taxonomy places the organism in Eukaryota, Metazoa, Arthropoda, Insecta, Coleoptera, Chrysomelidae. The record is from the annotation of a GenBank genome assembly.
UAGCGAACUGCCUAAAUCUUAACGAUAAGAUUAUUUACAAAAAUAUAGUCUUGUUUACAUUCCAGUUAUCGAAGUUUUCUAUCCAUCUUCAAUUAACACUUAACAAAUACAGUUAAACAAGCGGUAUAUAUGGAGAAAUUUCGAUAAGACCUGCCCAAAAAAAAUGAAACAUCUUAUUCCUGCAACCUUUUGGGCAAUACUGCUACAAUAUUCCACCCAAAACGAGCUAGAUUCUCCUUUGAGCAGGCAAAAGAGGUACUUGCUCUUCCCUCCCAGAGGAGGCACCAACAUCAUCCAGUUGAUUAUCGGGUUGAGUUUACCGGUAGAAGUCAGUCCGGAAUCGGUUACGAUAGGAUGGGAUUUCCGGGCCUUUUACGUGUUACCUACAAACCUCUCCGAGUUACAGUACGAUGAUUACGGAACCGAUCGACAGAAACGACACAUCUCUCGAUGGAACUUGUACGAAAUGCUGGAGCACGAGGCUCAUUCGAGAGGCUACGAUGGUAGAUCCUGCGUACUCAAAUCGAUAUGCCAAGCUUCCGAUACUCCUCUGAAUAAACAACACGGACUGUUCGAGGAGAUUUUCCACACGAUUUUCACGCCGACGAGCACCGACGAAGAGCUGGAUCGACACACCGAUAACGAAUACUUCGCAGCUCGGUUGAUGGGCAAGAGAAAUAGAGGAAAAUGCGAUGUAUUGUUCCCCGAAUGCGAGGUUUCCUUGAUGGAUCUGUUUUCCUAUUCGCUAGAUUAACAUUUAAAAAAAUCAAGCAGAUAAUAGAUUAUGUUAUGUAACGUUUAUUUCCGUUGUACUUAAAUAAUAAUAUUACAUCAAUGGCUACUAUAUUUCUCUUUUAAGACACCUUAGUAUUUCGGUGCGGGGCUCUGGGCUUGACUGUAGUUCGGCGAGUAGAAUUUGUAUUGCUUGUCCCUGAAGUGUUCGUUGGAGAUUUCGCCCGUUCUGUUCCAUUGGACAUCGGGAUUUCUCAGGGCCAGUCUAGCGGUGUAGAAAACGGCACCGGCGCAACCAAUUCCCACGAACACGUACAAGGGAAUUAGGGCCUUGUGUUUUUGCAGCGAUUUAAAUGACAUUCCCUGCAUUUUGCACUAGGUAUUUUGAUUCUUUUUCACGAUAAAAAUGUAUUACGAGAACGACGUGAAGUAUGAUUUAGAUGAUCUGUC